Molecule: messenger RNA, 2503 nt
Organism: Brachypodium distachyon (stiff brome)
Lineage: Eukaryota; Viridiplantae; Streptophyta; Magnoliopsida; Poales; Poaceae
Product: inactive protein kinase SELMODRAFT_444075
Exons: 9
Coding region: 182-2230 (682 amino acids)
Biological process (GO): protein phosphorylation
Cellular component (GO): plasma membrane
Molecular function (GO): ATP binding; protein tyrosine kinase activity
Source: RefSeq, a predicted model, not a curated record
CUCCCUCGUCGAGUCCGCCGGCGCAACCUUCCGCCAGCGACGCGACAAGUGCAAGCUGUUGCGGGUUUCCACGGCGGGCCUCGGUCUCCUCUCCGGCUGCACCACUGGCAAUGGGCGCCCGCCAUAUAUUCCGCCCGGGGCGCCUUCGAGAUGCCCCCCCGCGCGCCAGCCGCACCACCGAAUGUUCCCCGUAUUCUCCCGAAUAUACUCCGCGGCGCGCAGCCGUCUAAGCCUACUAAUAUCCGCGCUCCCUGGCGGCCACAAUGGCAGCGGGGGCACUACGGGUCGCCGCCGUCGCCGGGACGACAGGAGCAGGAGGAGCAGCGCCAAUAGCACGCCCCUCAGCACGCCCAUCUCGAUGUACUCCGCGCUCGGCCCCGGGGACGACGCGGCGGCGGCGGAGGGGGCCGCCCUGCAGCAGGGCGGCGUCGUGCCGCCGCCGCAGAUGGUGGUGGUGGCGCUGGACGCGACCCGCGACCACCGCGAGGAGGAGGUCAGAUUGGCGCUCAAGACGCUCGUCGCGCGCGGGGACAUACUGCGCGGCGGCGGCUCCCUGCUCGUGCUCCUCGUUCUCCACGCCGUCACCAAUCCGAGUGAGGGCCGAGCUCCCCCUUUAGUGGGAUACCAAACCAAAGCAUCUAGUGAUUCUUUUGCCGGGACGAGCUUGCGGUACCUAGGUGAACAAGUUAUGAAGAAAUCCGAAUACUAUAGAGACAAGCUCCUCCAUGAUGUGGAGGAGCUCCGCAAAGUCGGGAUUAGCGUGACCCUCAAAGUAUCUCCUGGAUCACCAGCGAAGGUUGUCAUUAUCCAUGAAGUCAAUUCCAGUCAAGCUGCUUGGGUUGUACUAGAUAGGCACUUCAGACGAGAUUUCAAACACUUACAAAAGCACAUAGCCUGCAAGGUUGCAGCAUUUCAGGAUAACCUAUCAGUACAAACCUUGAAGUCAAUUAGAACGAAAGUGUUGAGCAGAAGCAUGGGAGAAGCGAAGGACCUGCGACACUUGGCAGUUUCACUUGAUCUGAGUUCCAAGUCAGUAGAUACUGACAAGUUCCGUGUGUCGAUCAAGUCAUCACCUGUAAGUUACUUUGCCUCUCUAAGCAAUCAUGAGAUCCAAUACACUCCUAGUGUGGUUGGGAGCAGCAUGCAAGACUUCACACCGUCAAUGAGCACCACGUCAAUCACGAUGAUUGACGAGACUGAAUUCUUGCCCAAUGGAAAGUGUACUGAAGAUAACAUUAUCUGCCACUAUGAUACAUCCGAAAGACCAGUUCUAUGUGCUGGUUGCGGGCUAAGAUCAGUUCUUUACAUCAAGGAAUCCAUGAAAUACCCCUUUUCAGAAAUUCAAUCCGCAACAUCUGAUUUCUCAAGUGAGAAUUUAUUGGGUGAGGGUGGAUUUGGGCAUGUGUACAAAGGGCAGCUAAAGGAUGGCCAGGUAAUUGCAGCUAAGUUGCAUAAAGAAGCUAGCUCACAGGGCUAUACUGAGUUCUUCUCUGAAGUGCAAGUGCUUAGCUUUGCCCGGCACCGUAACAUCGUCAUGCUGCUUGGGUAUUGUUGCAAAGAAAGCUACAACAUCUUGGUGUAUGAGUAUAUAUGUAACAAUUCUCUUGAGUGGCAUUUAUUUGACAAGUCGGCAGGCUUGCUGGAGUGGCACAAGAGGCAUGCUAUUGCCCUUGGUAUAGCAAAAGGACUGCGCUUUCUGCAUGAGGAGUGCCGCGCUGGCCCAAUAAUUCAUCGGGACUUGCGCCCGAGCAAUGUACUGUUGACACAUGACUUUGUUCCUAUGCUUGGGGACUUUGGUCUUGCGAAAUGGAAGGCUGGCAAUGCUUCUAUUCAUACAAGGAUUUUGGGGCAAUCAGGAUACUUGGCACCUGAGUAUGCUGAAUAUGGCAUCGUUUCUGUCAGGACAGAUGUGUAUGCCUUUGGCAUUGUUCUUUUCCAGCUGAUAUCUGGUCGCAAGGUGCUUGAGGAAUGUGAAGGACAGUGCACACAUAUAUUGCAAUGGGCAGAGCCUUUGGUUGAGAAUCUUGCACUGCACGACCUAAUUGAUGAGCGUAUUGCGGAUACAUAUGAUACAUAUGGGUUGUAUCAUCUAGCCAGAGCAGCAUAUCUAUGUGUUAGGACAAAUCCAGAACAGCGGCCUUCUAUGGGAGAGGUUGUUCGCCUUAUUGAGACGGAGAAUGAGCAUAUCAGGGAUUUGUCCCGACAAUUCAUUCCUCAUUUUACAAAGUGAAGAAUCAGUCCGAGGGAAAUCCUAUAUAUCCAGAUUUUGCCACUGAAGCUUCUAUGCUGGUACUAGCGCAGAGGAAGAAUAUUCUGUCGUUCUAACCGGUGAAAUUGCAACACUUUGUGCUAUCUUUUUUCCUUCGAUCUCCUUUCUUCCACUUACUUUUUUUUGUUCUUUCACGCAUAUCACAGUGUGUAUUUGGGAAUUGCUAGUUCCCAAUAUAUGGCUUCGUAUCUAUCUUUGUAAAUGAAAUGUCGUCUUCUCAGGCCAUUUUUUCCA